CUUAUUCUUUUCUUUUAAGUGAACCAUAAUGGAUUAAAUAGUGAUUAUUUGUGUAUAUUCCCUGUUAGGCUGUCAUUAAAAAAAAAAAAAAAAACAAUAAAUUGUGAGAAAAGAAUUAAUAAGAUAAUAGAAUGCAUAAAAGGUGAGAGAAGAGAAAAGCGUAGAUGCACUGAACUUCAUAUGUGCAUUUGGGUUUUCACUGUGUAAUGCGACGACGAAAAGAAAGGGAGAAAAAAGGAAGAAAGAGAUAGAAUAAAACAUUGGCUGAGCAAGAGGAAGGGGCUAAAAAAGAUGGCCGUCCUGAAACAUAUGACAAAGAACGGCGGGCAACCGCCGCAGCUGAAAAGAAUUUUCUCGGAAUGUGUAUUACGGUAUCGUUGAUCCUCGUCCUCGCAUAGAGGUGUGGUGAUUUUUCGAGUAAAGGGAUCGUGGCUACAAAAGUCAGUGAUCCUGUUAGCAAAGGAGCCAUGACUACGUGUAAAGAAUGGGCUCGAUCGCAUCGGUGUUGCAGUGGCAUUGCUCGGAGUGCGCUCUGAUAAAUCCAACGGAGAGCACGCGAUGCGCCAGGUGCGGCCUUACUCGGCUUAAGAGUGAUGAAAAGGCAAACGUCAGGCUCAACCUGAGCUUGGAGCACAAAGUUCCAGGACGAAAAGAGGAGGGAAAGCAAAGAGACGACGAGGAAGGUGACACUUUCUCAGUCUCCGUUCCGCCGAUACUUCCGCCAAAACUUCGUUUGGAGAAGCCAGCAGCGGACGAUACGCGUCCAACAGCUUAUGAAUACGUCAAAACCGAUCUCAUACAUCGCUCAGAGGGAAAUUUAAUUCUACCCAAUAAUCAUAUAAAGAAAUCACAUCAUGAUUCCUGGAAUGGAAAAUCGUAUAAAAAAGAGCCAGUUAAACGAUGUUCUUCUCUACCUUCCUUAGUAACACAAUGGACUUGUGUUCGUUGUUUGUUAGACAACAGUUGCAGUUCUGGUAUAAUUUGCAUAGCUUGUGAUGCAAAUUCUUCUACAGCUGAAACUGAUAAAAGACAGAUUGGAGCACGUAAGAGCAAAAAAUUAAAUUUACGUAAAACAAAUCGUCUCAAAGCUGCAUCUGAACUUCUGGCAAACAUUUUGGAUGGUUUUAAUGCAACAAGUUCUUCUACAAAUGAUGCAAGAAUUAUUAAUAAGGAUAUGGCACAACUAACGAGUAUAAGUCGCAGUGAAAGGAGACAAGAUAGAGAAGACUGGACCUUACCACCAAUAGAAACUAUGGAGUCUACUACACUUUCCUAUACAAAUACCACUGAUACCUCUCAACGUUCACCAAAAAGACAUAGUCCUUCAAUUUAUGAACGAGUCAAAUCUAAAGUUAGUCGCUCUUUAUCUAAUGGAUCUGUUGUACAUAAGUUAUCUGAACAUGCAAUUCAAAGACCAACAAGUUUAGUAGUCUCAGAAUCGCAACAAGAUGAUGCUCUCUGGAGUUGCGAUAAUUGUACUCUUGAUAAUGCUCCUGGCCUAGAACAGUGUGAGGCAUGUGAAGCUCCUAGAAGUCCAGCUCCUUGCAGUGGAGUAGUUAUCAGUGUACCUGCUUGGGAACCUCGAGCUCUGUCUUCUGCAGGUCCACUGUCUUAUAGAAGAUCUUUUUCUGAUGUUGAAUCUGUUACAAGUGUAUCUCAGAAAAAAAUUGUUAAUCGUAGAAGUCUUAAUGAAGAUGAACCACCUGCAGUACCACCACAUUCUGUUGGUUUUAGUACAAGACCAAAGUAUUCUUACAUUGGUAUUACUGAUCCUGAUAUACCACCACCAUUGCCAAAAAAGCAAAAUAAUAAAUUAGGUCUUGUACCCACAAAAGCACAUAGUGAAGCAACUAGUCCUAUUGGAGAUGUACCAAAUGUAAGUUCAUUAAAACGUAUGUGGACUUGUCGAAAAUGUUCUUACGCGUAUAAUCCUUUGUGGUCAACUGGCUGCGAUAUAUGUAGAUCUUCGCGAUCACCGCCUUCGUUAAUGCAACCUAGUUUAAUAACUGUUACAAAAGAUGAAACAAGUUGUUCAUUGCAUACACAAUCUCCAAUUGUAGUGUCAAGAGAUAGUGUAAGAUACAUUCCACAAAAAACUGCUACAUUGGCUACAGCAGAAUCCGAUUUAGAUGAUCAAGUUGAUCCACCUUCCCCUGUGUGGACUUGUAAAAAAUGUACAUUAUUAAAUGCUGCUUCAAGAACAACGUGUGAGGCAUGUGGUGGUUCAAAGCUUAAAAGUAUUAUGCAUUUAGAAGAUGCCACAUUACGAAAAGGAGAAAGCUGGGUGUGUCCAUCAUGUACAUUAAGGAAUCCGCUAUCAGCACAAACUUGUAAUGCUUGUAAGACAUUAGCAGAUUUUCUAGAUGUACCAAAAGAUAGCAGAUUUUUUGGAUCAAGAAGUCCAAGUCCAAGACUUUGUUCGACUCCUAUAAAUUCAAAAGUUGUUACUCCAAGACACAGAAAUUCUGUAAGAAGGAAUGGCUCUUCAAUUGGAGAUAAAAGACAUUCAAGAAUUAAAGAUUCCACUCAUGGUCAAUGGCAGUGUAAAUUGUGCACGUAUGAAAAUAAGAGUACAAAUGGAAUCUGUGAAAUGUGCCAAAUUUCAAAAAAUUUAUCUCAACUACCAGGUGAAGGGCCUAGAAUUAUUGAAUCUGGCAUAAAUACACUUACAAUACAACGGCAAGAAAGUGUAGUUAUGGAAAAUUUAAGACAAAUCGAGGAAAGAGAAGCAUUGGAGAAAUGGGAGCGUAUUGUUCGCUAUUGCAAAGAGACAAAUGAACCUUUUGUCGAUGACUCAUUUCCACCAGCUCCAAAAUCUCUAUAUUAUAAUCCAGCUGAAACUAAAGACAACCAUGUUGUUCAAUGGAGAAGGCCUCAUCAAAUUAAUGUUGAUUCUACAGUUGAUUCCAAACUGCCUUGGGCUGUUUUUAGAAAACCCCUACCUUCUGAUAUCUCACAAGGUGUAUUAGGAAACUGUUGGUUACUUUCAGCUUUAGCUGUUUUAGCUGAAAGUGAUGAGCUUGUAAAGAGAGUUUUAGUAAUGAGAGAAACCUGCCCAGAAGGAGCUUAUCAAGUAAGAUUAUGUAAAGAUGGAAAAUGGACCACAGUACUUGUUGAUGACUUGUUACCCUGUGAUAAAAGAGGCCAUCUAGUAUAUUCUCAGGCAAAAAGAAAACAACUUUGGGUGCCAUUAAUUGAAAAAGCAGUAGCUAAAAUUCAUGGUUGCUAUGAAGCUUUAGUAUCUGGACGUGCAAUAGAAGGUCUAGCAACACUUACAGGUGCCCCUUGUGAGAGUGUGCCUUUACAACCAUCUGCUUUGCCAAGUGAAGAUGAACUUGAUAAGGAUUUAAUAUGGGCGCAACUAUUAUCUUCAAGGCAAGCUAUGUUCUUAAUGGGUGCUAGUUGUGGUGGUGGUAAUAUGAAAGUUGAUGAAGAAGAAUAUCAACGUAAGGGUUUGAGACCAAGGUAACAGAAAUUCAACAAAUGUUAAAUUAAAGAUAAAUACUUUAAAUUACCUGGUGGAAUACGAUUAUUGAGAUUACGUAAUCCAUGGGGUCACUAUAGUUGGAAGGGUGAUUGGUCUGAUGACAGCCCUAUCUGGACACCACAAUUACGAGAAAUGCUUAUGCCACAUGGUGCUUCUGAUGGUGUUUUCUGGAUUUCUUUUGAUGAUGUAUUGAAAUAUUUUGAUUGUAUUGAUAUUUGUAAAACUAGAGUUGGAUGGAGUGAAGUUAGAUUACGUGGAACACUUCCACCUUUAUCAUCUCUCAGACAUUUAUCAUGUGUACUUUUAACGGUAUUAGAACCUACUGAAACAGAAUUUACAUUAUUUCAAGAAGGGCAAAGGAAUUCCGAAAAAUCACAACGUUCUCAAUUGGACUUGUGUGUUGUUGUUUUUCGUACACGUUCACCAGCAGCACCAGAAGUGGGAAGAUUAGUAGAACAUAGUAAACGACAAGUGCGUGGAUUUGUUGGAUGUCACAAAAUGCUAGAAAGGGAUUUAUAUAUUGUUGUAUGUUUGGCCUUUAAUCAUUGGCAUACAGGCAUGGAAGAUACUUCCAGUUACCCUGAAUAUGUUCUUGCCAUACAUAGUUCAAAGAGACUUUUAGUUGAACAAAUUUCUCCACCAGCAUUUGUCUUAGCUGAUGCUAUAAUAAGUUUAACUUUAGCAAAAGGACAGCGACAUGAAGGAAGAGAGGGAAUGACUGCUUACUACUUAACUAAAGGUUGGGCUGGACUUGUAGUAAUGGUAGAAAAUCGUCAUGUAAAUAAGUGGAUUCAUGUAAAAUGUGACUGCCAUGAAAGCUAUAAUGUUGUGUCCACAAGAGGACAACUCAGAACUGCCGAUAGUGUUCCCCCGCUUCACAGACAAGUCAUCAUAGUUUUAACACAAUUGGAAGGUAGUGGAGGUUUCUCGAUAGCACAUCGACUUACGCACAGACUAGCUAACAGUGGAAACUUGCAUGAUUGGGGUCCGCCAGAUACUCAACAUUGUCCUCAAAUUGAUACUCAAGUCGAAGGUUUACAUAGUCCUCGUUUAAUCACGUGA
This is a messenger RNA of Eufriesea mexicana, 4549 nucleotides long. RefSeq names its product calpain-D. The record is from RefSeq and is a predicted model, not a curated record. Gene Ontology annotation, biological process: proteolysis. NCBI's taxonomy places the organism in Eukaryota, Metazoa, Arthropoda, Insecta, Hymenoptera, Apidae. Gene Ontology annotation, molecular function: calcium-dependent cysteine-type endopeptidase activity. Gene Ontology annotation, cellular component: cytoplasm.